GUCAUGACGUCACUCGGGCGCCCUGGCUCUCUUGAGCCGCUGCUGGUACUGCUGGCAAAAAAAGAUGGGAAAAUGAGACAGGCUAUCUAUGGAGUUAUUAACAUAAAAUGACGGGUUUUGCAGCCGAAUGCCGUUUGCCAGAAGAUUCAUUGGUGACACCGGUUUGAGGUCCACCAGACAACCGAGAAAAGGAUUCAGGACGUUAAUCAUCACACUGGAUAGCCCCAGAAGGAGGGAAGACUGUCUCUGAAAGUGGAGUGCUCUGGACAUCUCUUUUUAUCAUGAACAUUGUGCCCACCAUCUCCACUUGAAGCAGGACCACCAAGAAAUAUUCACAUAACUGGUGAAAGUGACAAAACACAAAACCAGCUACCAGACUAAACACCGAUUGUCGAGGUCACAUUUCCAUUUUGUCGUCAGCUCCAUUCUUCUAUCUAGCAGAAGAUGUACGGUAGCGCUCGCUCUGUCAGCAGAGGGGAUGCCAACCAUAGCGGAGGAAGAGAUGGAGGUAGCACCGGUAACCAGGGAUCGGGCCGUUCCCCUCGCCUCCCGCGUUCUCCUCGGAUGGGGCACCGUCGCACCAACAGCACAGGAGGCAGCGGAGGCGGUCCCGGAGGAUCUGGAGGCAAGACGUUAUCGAUGGAGAACAUCCAGUCGCUCAAUGCUGCAUAUGCCACCUCAGGACCGAUGUACCUCAGUGACAAUGAGGUCGCCUUGGCAGGUGACCACAUUCCCAAAAGCGGUGGGACGAUGACGACAAUGGGAAGGCAAAGGGUGACAUAUGGGUCGAGGAGCAGCAACAGUGGAGUUGUGGCCGCUAGCACACCCAACAUCUCCACCUCGGUGCCUGCCAAUGCCGUGCUGCCAGCGGGCAUGAUGGCAGGUGAUGCACUAGCUUUUGGGGACCACCACAUGGCUUCCACUGUGCCCCAUUCUCUGAGGCAGGCCAGAGACAACACCAUACUUGACCUACAGGCCCAGCUAAAAGAGGUUCUGCGUGAGAACGAGCUGCUGCGGCGAGAAGUGGAAGUUAAGGAGAGCAAGCUUAGCUCCUCGAUGAAUUCCAUCAAGACCUUCUGGAGCCCCGAACUGAAAAAGGAGCGAGCUCUUAGAAAAGAUGAGGUGUCUAAGAUCACCGUCUGGAAAGAACAAUAUCGUGUUAUUCAAGAUGAAGCACAGCAUCUCCAGAUGACCGUUCAGGCUCUUCAGGAUGAGAUGAGGAUCCAGAGAGACCUCAACCAGCUCCUUCAGCAAGAUCCCAGCAGCCAGAGCCGGGACCUGGCGCUGUCCUCCGAGCCCACAGAGGAGAACUACAGGCGGCUCCAGGCCGAGCACGAGCGGCAGGCCAAAGAGCUUUUCCUCCUCAGAAAGACCCUGGAGGAAAUGGAGCUGAGGAUCGACACGCAGAAGCAAACGCUGGGAGCCCGGGACGAGUCCAUCAAGAAGCUGCUGGAGAUGCUGCAGAGCAAAGGGCCGUCUGCCAAGGCAUCAGAGGAGGACCAGGAGCGGACUAGGAGACUGGCUGAUGCAGAGAUGCACAGGCAUCACCUCGAGAGUUUACUGGACCAGAGAGAGCGAGAGAUCAAUGCACUAAGAGAAGAGCUUCAUCGUCGAUAUGAAGGAACCCCAGAGUCGACCAAAACCAAGGCUCUGCAGACCGUCAUCGACAUGAAGGAUGCAAAAAUCAUCUCGAUGGACCGGAACCUGAGAGACAUGGAGGAGGAGCUGCUGAUGAUGAAAUCCAAUGGACUGCUCAGCUGUGAGGAGCGUCAGGAGGAGAUGAAGCAGAUGGAAGUGUACCGCAGCCACACCAAGUUCAUGAAGAACAAGAUGGAGCAGGUGAAGCAGGACCUCUCCAGAAAGGAUGCUGAGCUUCUUGGUUUGCAGACCAAACUGGAGACACUCAACAACCAGUUCUCAGACAGCAAGCAGCACAUCGAAGUCCUCAAGGAGUCCCUCACUGCCAAGGAGCAGCGAGCCGCCAUCUUACAAACAGAGGUGGAUGCCUUGCGCCUACGCUUGGAGGAGAAGGAGGCAACUUUGAACAAGAAAAGCAAGCAGAUACAAGAAAUGUCCGAAGAGAAGGGCACACUGAACGGGGAGAUCCACGACCUGAAGGACAUGCUGGAGGUCAAGGAGCGCAAAGUGAACGUGCUUCAGAAGAAGAUUGAGAACCUGCAGGAGCAGCUGAGGGACAAAGAGAAGCAGAUGAGCAGCCUGAAGGAGAGAGUGAAGUCUUUGCAGGCAGACACGUCCAACACUGACACAGCUCUCACCACUCUGGAGGAGUCUCUGGCAGAAAAGGAGCGCAUCAUCGAACGUCUAAAGGAGCAGCGGGACAGAGACGACCGCGAGAAGACGGAGGAGCUCGACUGCAACAAAAAGGAGCUGAAAGAGUUGAAGGAGAGGCUGAGCUUACUGCAGGGAGACCUGUCAGACAGAGAGACGUCUCUGUUGGACCUUAAGGAGCAUGCAUCUUCCCUGGCCUCCUCUGGGCUCAAGAAGGACUCCAAGCUCAAGAGCAUGGAGAUCAAUUUGGAGCAGAAGAAGGAGGAGUGCCUCAAACUGGAGAACCAUCUGAAGAGAGCUCAAAAUGCAGCCCUGGAGGCUCAGGCAAACACAGAGCUGGCUGAGCGCAUUAAGAAUCUGGAACAGGAAGUGGUUCGCCACAGGGAGGACUCUGGGAAGGCUCAGGCCGAGGUGGACCGCCUGCUGGAGAUCCUUCGGGAAAUGGAGAACGAGAAGAACGACAAGGACAAAAAGAUCAACGAGCUGGAGAGCUUGUCCUCCAGGCAGAUGAAGGACCAGUCGAAGAAGGUGGCGUCUCUGAAGCACAAGGAGCAGGUGGAGAAGAGUAGGAACGCUCGACUCAUGGACGAGGCCAGGAAGAGGGAGGACAACAUGUCUGAGAGCUCCACGCAGGUGAAGGACACUCUGCGUCUGAAGUCUGAGCGCAUAGAAGAGCUGGAGGAGGCCCUGAGAGAGAGCGUGCAGAUCACAGCAGAGCGAGAGAUGGUACUAGCUCAAGAGGAGGCUGCCCGGUGCCUCCAGGAGAAGCAGAAGCACUCACUCAAACCAAUGCAUGAGUCCAACCUCGCCCUCUUAAAGUUGUCCAAGAUGGAGGAGCUGCUGGGGGCCAUGGAGAAGGUGAAGCAGGAGCUAGAGUCCAUGAGGGCUAAGCUGGCCUCCACCCAGCAGUCUCUGUGUGAGAAAGAGGCACACCUCUCCACCCUGCGGGCUGAGCGCAGGAAACACCUGGAGGAGGUGCUGGAGAUGAAACAGGAGGCGCUGUUGGCCGCUAUCAGCGAGAAGGACGCUAACAUUGCCCUGCUGGAGCUGUCCUCCUCUAAAAAGAAGAAGACCCAGGAUGAGGUGGCUCUGCUGAAGCGGGAGAAGGACAGACUUGUACAGCAGCUGAAGCAGCAGACUCAAAACAGAAUGAAACUGAUGGCAGACAACUAUGAGGACGACCAUCUGAAGACAGCCCCCGACCACACAAAUCACAAACCCUCUCCGGAUCAGAUGAUCGCCCCUCUUCUAGCCCUCUCCCAGAACCGCAGCAAGCUAAAGCUUUACAUUGCCCACCUGACAGACCUCUGCCACGACCGGGACCCCAGCAUCCUCAGCCAGCUCACGCCCCCUUCUCACUACCACCAAAACGACCCCGAAGACUGGGAGGAGGAGGUCCAGAAGAUGAGUGUAGAGCAGUUGGAGCGUGAACUUGAGGUGUGCGAGAAGGAGAGCGGCGAGCUGCAGGAGUACGCCAACUCUGUUCUCCAGCAGAUCGCCGAUUACUGCCCGGACAUCUUGGAGCAGGUGGUCAACGCCCUGGAGGAGUCAUGCUGACAACUCUGAACCUCAGACACAACCGGGGCUGAGCCCUGGUCUCUACACGGACCUGUAGCUGAGCCCAGGAAGCCCCUACCUCCACUCGAUGACGAUGCUCUUGGAAGGAUAAGAGGACUUUUAUCAGACCCUACUGAGCUUCUCUGCCUCGCUCCUUUUUGUCCAUUCUGAAACAAAAACCCCUCGGACUCUAAAGUGCUUUCCUGUGUCAUUCAUCUCUGAUGUUGAGCUUGCAAAAAAAAAAAAUUACAGAUGUGCUCAUUUCAGACAGGAACCGGGCAUACAAGAGGUUCAUGAAAAAGCCAGCUUAGAAACUCUAAAGCUGACUGAUUUAGCAUUUGUGAACUCUCCAAAUUGGAUUUCUUGUUCGUAGUAAAGUAAAAUAAAGUCUGGGACAGGUGCAUUAGAGGAGAGAGAGAGAGAGAGGGAAUUCAGAUAAAAAGAACCAAACUUCAGCACAAAGUCUUUGAGUAUACUGCCAUGCUUCCUCUCCCUAGAGGUCCUCACUCACUGCAGGAAGUGUAAGAUCAAGCACAGUUACCUCACUAACCUUUUAUCUCAGUCUCUGACCCCUUUAGUCUCUUCUCUCGCAGGUCUUUCAAGUGGAAACGGAAAACAGGAAGAAGCUUAUUCCUACACAGGGCGGGAAAGCACUUUUUUCAGUCAUAGAACCCAGGAGCACAGAGGGUAAAUCAUGAAGCCAUGUAGAGAUGCUUGCUGGUAUUUUAGGUAGCGUUCCACAACUAGGUGGCUUGAGUCACAGCUACUGGUGGCAGAUGGUGUGAACUCUUAAAACCAAAUAAAUGCAGCGUUUUGUGUAAAUGUUUUCCUCUCCCAGGUCAAGGCUGUAGUCAGGAUUAGGUGGUAGGUACGUCUUUACUGUGUCCUGUGUGGCUAAGAGAGGGAUCGAGGUCAUGACCUUGGAUCAAAAAGUCAGCUUUUAGUUACACUUGUUCUCAAAUGUGAGAGAGAGAGAGAGAGAGAGAGAGAAAACAGCUUUUAUUCUUGAUGACGUAUUAAUUUUUAGAUGGUUUUGCACAUGACGUCCACUUGUUUAUGAGGUAUGCAAUGUUUCAUUUUGAGAGCGUUCUAAGUGGCCUUGGAGCAUUCACAGAGAUAAGUACUGGACCUAUCACAGGGAUGUGGAUUUCUCUGUCAUACUGGUGCUAAGGCAUGAUGUUAAGGACUUUUAAUCUGAUCCGCUGAUCAUUCGGUUACAUCCAAAGUUUCUUAUAGGUGUUACUUUUUUAAGCCCACCUGACCUUUUAGUUUGUUGACUCAAUCUUAAAAAAAAAACAACUAGUAACUCCUUGUGGUUGUUUUUUUUUCUUGUCUUUUUUCAGAUCACUGAAAAAUAGCCAAGUUAUGCCUCUUGUUUUUUGUGAAAUCUUCAGGGCUGAGGUUUUUAAGUACUAAGUGCAACUACGUUAACAGGAAAUUUAAAGUCACUUUUGUGCGGAUUUUGACUUUUUAAAUCAGUUUGUAAAUAACGGGAUAUUUAACACGUACAGUGACUGAAUAAAGGUGAUUACGUGGAAGGUGUUGUGCAUUCUUUAAAAAAAAAAGAAAAGUUAAAAGCAGUGCAGUUGUCUUUUGUGUCUAAUUUUGUCUGCAGGACAAAAUGUGUGCGUGUGUGUGUGUGUGACAAUACUGCCAUAACUUGCAGAAAGUCAUGUUCUAUAGAGAUAUAUAUAUAUAAAAAUAUAAUACAUAUAUAUGAAAAUGUUUACUGUAUGGAUAUGCAUUGAAUGUUUGCACAGAAUCUCGAGGAGCACGCUGCUCUGAACAAAAAUGGCCGUGGAGUUCGUGUCCUCAGCACAAACUGAGCAGAGAAGUGUCAAAAAUCUUGUGUCAAAAAUAACGUGUGAACUACAAAAUGUUUUCAAACCGUGACUGUGUGAUGGGAGAGUACAGUUCUUGCAUUUAUUUCUAAUAGUCAUUUUUUAAUAUUGUUUUCACCACAUGGUGAUGUAAAUGUAUUAUCCUCCUGACAUUUCAGUGUUGUCUUUUCUUCUUUCAUAUGUCAAUGGUUUGUUUUUUUUGUUGAUGUCAAUGGCAGCCUGAUGGAUAAAAAAAAAUAGGUCUCCAACUCUUAUGGCUCUUCUGCCGUUCCAUCACAACAGAGUAAAACAAAACAGUGACAAACUGCGUCAGGGAGUGCUCUAACAAGUCUCCUUUGGGGGUUUAAUUUAGAUUAAUGCGUGGUUGGAGUAACAUUGGUUUUAAAAUGAAAACAAAACACAGACCUGUUUCCAGAAGAUGUUAGUUGGAUGCUUUUUUUUGUGCUUGUUGUCUUUCAAACUUCUCAGUGAAGAUUAAUUUCUGUGUCCCUUUUAAACCCCCAAAACUCACACAGUUCGGUUCAAAAGAAAAAGUGUUUUGUUCCCCUUACUUUGGCCUGUGUUCUCCCGCCCUCGCCUUAAUGUCUCGUCAUCUCCUUUCACCACCUUAUUGAGGAACACAGAGCCGAUUCAGGGGCUUCUGUCAACUUCAUGCUAUUAAGUUUCUUUUUGUUUUGAAUUGGUAUGAGAAAUGUACUGCCUUCUGUCUGUUCGUGUUAAGAAUCAUAUUGUGUAAAAAAAGAAAGCUAAAACAGACAUGUUUGUGAGUUAUUUGGAUUUUGUAUGAAUGUAAAUAAAUAAAUUAUAAGCCUU
Messenger RNA from Labrus mixtus (cuckoo wrasse), 6500 nucleotides. RefSeq names its product ELKS/Rab6-interacting/CAST family member 1-like. Lineage: Eukaryota; Metazoa; Chordata; Actinopteri; Labriformes; Labridae. Gene Ontology annotation, biological process: maintenance of presynaptic active zone structure; neuromuscular synaptic transmission; regulation of synaptic plasticity. Gene Ontology annotation, cellular component: cytoskeleton of presynaptic active zone. The record is from RefSeq and is a predicted model, not a curated record. Bases 445 to 3846 code for a protein of 1133 amino acids. The transcript has 22 exons. Gene Ontology annotation, molecular function: structural constituent of presynaptic active zone.